Molecule: messenger RNA, 5093 nt
Organism: Serinus canaria (Common canary)
Lineage: Eukaryota; Metazoa; Chordata; Aves; Passeriformes; Fringillidae
Gene: NRXN1
Product: neurexin 1
Exons: 19
Coding region: 1-4428 (1475 amino acids)
Source: RefSeq, a predicted model, not a curated record
AUGGGGGCGGUGCUGGUGCGGCGCGGGGGCUGCCUGCUGCUCUGGCUGGCCCUGCUGCUGGGCUGCUGGGCCGAGCUGGGCAGCGGGCUGGAGUUCCCGGGUGCGGAGGGCCAGUGGACCCGCUUCCCCAAGUGGAACGCCUGCUGCGAGAGCGAAAUGAGCUUCAACAUGAAGACACGCAGCUCCAGCGGGCUGGUGCUCUACUUCGACGACGAGGGUUUCUGUGACUUCCUGGAGCUCAUCCUCACCCAGGGAGGGCGGCUACAGCUCAGCUUCUCCAUCUUCUGCGCCGAGCCCGCCACCCUGCUCUCGGACACGGCGGUCAACGACAACCUCUGGCACGCCGUUGUCAUCCGCCGCCACUUCAAGAACACGACGCUGAUCAUUGACCGAGCGGAGGCCAAGUGGGUGGAGGUGAAGUCCAAACGGCGGGACAUGACUGUCUUCAGCGGGCUCUUCCUAGGAGGGCUCCCGCCGGAGCUGCGUUCGGCGACGCUAAAGCUGACGCUCUCCUCCGUCAAGGACCGGGAGCCCUUCAAGGGCUGGAUAACAGACGUGCGGGUGAACUACACGCAGGUGUCACCGCUGGAGAGCCAGGAGGUGCGGCUGGAUGAUGAGCAGAGCCGGCUGUGCGCCAGGGACGACGUCUGCCUCAACGGGGGCGUCUGCUCGGUGCUCAACGACCAGGCCGUCUGCGACUGCUCCCAAACGGGCUUCCGAGGGAAGGACUGCAGUGAAGAAGACAACUAUGUGGAAGGUCUGGCGCACCUGAUGAUGGGCGACCAAGGAAAAGAAGAAUAUAUUGCCACAUUCAAGGGAUCAGAGUACUUCUGCUAUGAUUUAUCUCAGAACCCCAUACAGAGCAGCAGUGAUGAAAUAACUCUGUCCUUUAAAACGCUGCAGAGGAACGGACUGAUGCUUCACACAGGGAAAUCGGCUGAUUAUGUCAAUCUUGCACUGAAAAAUGGAGCUGUCUCCUUGGUCAUUAAUUUGGGCUCAGGGGCCUUUGAAGCGCUGGUGGAACCUGUGAAUGGGAAAUUUAAUGACAAUGCCUGGCAUGAUGUGAAAGUAACCAGGAAUCUGCGUCAGGUGACAAUAUCAGUGGAUGGAAUUCUGACCACAACGGGAUACACGCAAGAAGACUACACCAUGCUGGGCUCUGACGACUUUUUCUAUGUUGGAGGCAGUCCUAGCACAGCAGACCUCCCAGGGUCACCAGUCAGUAACAACUUUAUGGGCUGUCUCAAAGAGGUUGUAUAUAAAAAUAACGAUGUCAGGUUGGAGCUGUCUCGACUUGCCAAGCAAGGAGAUCCUAAAAUGAAGAUUCAUGGGGUUGUAGCAUUUAAAUGUGAGAAUGUUGCAACCUUAGAUCCAAUCACAUUUGAAACACCAGAGUCUUUCAUCUCUCUGCCAAAGUGGAAUGCCAAGAAAACAGGCUCGAUAUCAUUUGACUUUCGUACAACUGAGCCAAAUGGCCUCAUUCUUUUCAGUCAUGGGAAACCAAGGCACCAAAAAGAUGCCAAACAUCCACAGAUGGUGAAGGUUGAUUUUUUUGCCAUUGAGAUGCUUGAUGGCCACCUCUACCUAUUGUUAGACAUGGGAUCAGGUACUAUAAAAAUAAAAGCCUUGCAGAAGAAGGUGAAUGAUGGUGAAUGGUACCAUGUGGAUUUUCAGCGGGAUGGGCGGUCAGGGACAAUAUCUGUGAACACCUUACGUACUCCAUACACUGCACCAGGGGAAAGUGAAAUCCUUGACUUGGAUGAUGACUUGUAUCUUGGAGGCUUACCAGAAAAUAAAGCAGGCCUGGUCUUCCCGACAGAAGUGUGGACAGCACUCCUCAAUUAUGGAUACGUCGGCUGCAUCCGAGAUUUAUUUAUUGAUGGUCAAAGCAAAGAUAUUCGACAGAUGGCUGAAAUUCAAAGCACAGCUGGAGUGAAGCCCUCAUGCUCAAGAGAAACUGCAAAGCCUUGCCUUAGCAACCCCUGUAAAAAUAAUGGUGUGUGCAGGGAUGGGUGGAACAGAUAUGUGUGUGAUUGCUCUGGCACGGGGUACCUUGGCAGAUCGUGUGAAAGAGAGGCAACAAUUUUAAGCUAUGAUGGAAGUAUGUUCAUGAAAAUCCAGCUGCCUGUUGUGAUGCACACAGAGGCUGAAGAUGUUUCUUUAAGGUUCAGGUCCCAGCGAGCUUAUGGCAUUUUAAUGGCAACCACUUCCAGGGAAUCUGCAGAUACCCUUCGGUUAGAGCUGGAUGCAGGACGAGUUAAGCUAACGGUCAACCUAGGCAAAGGCCCAGAAACCCUUUUUGCUGGCUAUAACCUCAAUGACAAUGAGUGGCACACAGUGCGCGUGGUGCGGCGAGGGAAAGGUUUAAAGUUAAUGGUGGAUGACCAGCAGGCUGUGACAGGUCAAAUGGCUGGCGAUCACACACGGCUGGAAUUCCACAACAUAGAAACAGGAAUAAUAACAGAACGGCGCUACCUGUCUUCUGUGCCUUCUAAUUUUAUUGGGCAUCUACAGAGUCUCACAUUUAAUGGCAUGGCAUACAUUGACUUGUGUAAAAAUGGAGACAUCGAUUAUUGUGAGCUAAAUGCAAGAUUCGGGUUCAGGAACAUCAUAGCAGACCCUGUAACCUUUAAAACAAAAGCAAGUUAUGUUGCACUGGCCACGCUACAAGCGUACACAUCUAUGCACCUUUUUUUCCAGUUCAAAACCACCUCCCUGGAUGGAUUGAUACUUUUUAACAGUGGCGAUGGAAAUGAUUUCAUUGUGGUUGAAUUAGUGAAAGGGUAUUUACACUACGUGUUUGACUUGGGAAACGGUGCCAACCUCAUCAAGGGAAGUUCUAAUAAACCUCUGAAUGACAACCAGUGGCAUAAUGUCAUGAUAUCAAGGGAUACCAACAACCUACACACUGUAAAGAUUGACACUAAAAUCACAACACAGAGCACAGCAGGAGCCAGAAAUCUAGAUCUAAAAAGUGAUUUGUAUAUUGGAGGAGUGGCCAAAGAAAUGUUUAAAUCCUUGCCCAAGCUGGUGCAUGCAAAGGAGGGGUUCCAAGGCUGCCUUGCAUCAGUUGACUUGAAUGGACGGCUCCCUGAUCUCAUCUCAGAUGCUCUCUUCUGCAAUGGGCAAAUAGAAAGAGGAUGUGAAGGCCCCAGCACAACGUGCCAAGAGGAUUCCUGUGCAAACCAGGGCGUGUGCCUUCAGCAGUGGGAUGGGUUCAGCUGUGACUGCAGCAUGACCUCCUUUAGUGGACCAUUAUGCAAUGACCCGGGGACAACGUAUAUCUUUAGCAAAGGUGGUGGACAGAUCACUUACACGUGGCCUCCCAACGACCGGCCGAGCACUCGAGCAGACAGACUGGCAAUAGGGUUUAGCACUGUGCAAAAAGAGGCUGUGCUGGUGCGAGUGGACAGUUCUACUGGCCUUGGAGAUUAUUUAGAGCUGCAUAUUCACCAGGGAAAAAUUGGAGUUAAGUUUAAUGUUGGGACGGACGACAUCGCCAUCGAGGAGAUGAACGCCAUCAUUAACGACGGGAAGUACCACGUGGUGCGCUUCACAAGGAGCGGUGGCAAUGCCACCCUGCAGGUGGACAACUGGCCCGUCAUCGAGCGCUACCCAGCAGGAAACAAUGAUAACGAGCGCCUGGCGAUUGCUAGACAGCGAAUUCCAUAUCGACUUGGUCGAGUAGUUGAUGAAUGGCUACUCGACAAAGGGCGUCAGCUCACAAUCUUCAAUAGCCAAGCAACCAUAAAAAUUGGAGGCAAGGAACGUGGCCACCCUUUCCAAGGCCAGCUCUCUGGUCUUUACUACAAUGGCUUGAAAGUUCUGAAUAUGGCAGCAGAAAAUGAUGCCAACAUCAUGAUAGAAGGGAAUGUGAGACUUGUUGGUGAAGUGCCUUCCUCUAUGACAACCGAGUCCACAGCCACCGCCAUGCAGUCGGAGAUGUCCACGUCAGUCAUGGAAACCACCACCACCUUGGCCACCAGCACCGCCAGAAGAGGAAAGGCUCCGACCAAAGAACCCAUUGGUCAGUCUUCAGAUGACAUCCUGGUGGCCUCGGCUGAAUGUCCUAGCGAUGACGAGGACAUCGAUCCCUGUGAGCCGAGCUCAGGUGGGUUAGCAAACCCCACCAGGGCAGGAGGAGGACGGGAGUACCCCGGCUCGUCCGAGGUGAUCCGCGAAUCCAGCAGCACGACGGGCAUGGUGGUUGGGAUCGUGGCGGCGGCGGCGCUGUGCAUCCUCAUCCUCCUGUAUGCCAUGUACAAGUACAGGAAUCGAGACGAAGGCUCCUACCACGUGGAUGAGAGUCGAAACUACAUCAGUAACUCAGCACAAUCCAACGGGGCUGUGAUCAAGGAGAAACAGCCCAACAGCGCUAAAAGUUCCAACAAAAACAAGAAAAAUAAGGAUAAGGAGUACUAUGUCUGAUCUCAACAUCUAAAAGAACGCUUGUAUAGAAAUAGUCUUCAUUUUAUCUGAGACAUAAUACAAACUUAUUUACUUUACUUUUUAUGAAGCACAUUCAAAAACAAACAAACAGAAAAGACAGGGAAUGCAAUCAGAAAGGAAAGACUGUUUUUAAAAACAAGCAUUUCAUGCUCUUGUUUUUCAGAAACAGGAGCUGAUAAAUUCCCUAACAUCCACAGUGUUUUCAUUUACUCUGCCUGUCUUUAUGUUGCUGGAACGUUUCUGAAAGACAAUGAUGACACCACGCACUCAUAAAGCAAGGAGUAUUACUACAACAUCGAGGCACAAUAUGAAAAAAUAAUCAAAUUAAAAAAAAACAAAACAGGAAAAUAAAAAAAAAAAGAAAAAAGAAGCUACCUAUGAUUCUGGAUUUAGCCAAAGUGCUAGCGCUUUCUUGAGAAGUAAGUUAGUCUUAUUGUCAGAGAAGACUGUCAUUAAAUGUGGUGACUCAACAAGCAAACAUAAAGAGUUUGCCGUCUGGUGCAGUGAAGCAGUGAUUGGAAACUUGCAUUUUGAAACAAAGUGCUGGCUUUUCUGAAGACUUAUGUAGAAAUACUUUCAAAAAGCCCCUUUCUGGUUGUGAGGAAAAUAGUAUGGAGGCCUUAUUUUCAAAAACAAAAACAAAA